This is a messenger RNA of Bipolaris zeicola 26-R-13, 558 nucleotides long. RefSeq lists its product as uncharacterized. Gene Ontology annotation, biological process: ribosomal large subunit biogenesis; ribosome assembly. NCBI's taxonomy places the organism in Eukaryota, Fungi, Ascomycota, Dothideomycetes, Pleosporales, Pleosporaceae. The coding region runs from base 1 to 558 and encodes 185 amino acids. The transcript is spliced from 3 exons. Gene Ontology annotation, cellular component: nucleolus; preribosome, large subunit precursor; nucleus. The record is from RefSeq and is a predicted model, not a curated record. Gene Ontology annotation, molecular function: RNA binding.
AUGAGGCCCCUCACCGAACCAGAAACAAAAACUCUCUUCGAGAAACUAGCUUCCUACUGCGGAAAAGGCAUCACAAACCUCAUCGCCGACCCAGCUGGCGGUAACGACCGCAACGUCUUCCGCGUCCAGGGCUCCCGUGUCUACUACGUCCGCGAAUCUCUCGCCAACCUCGCCACAAGUGUCGCGCGCGACAACCUGCUCUCCCUGGGCAUCUGCCUCGGAAAAUUCACAAAAACCGGUAAAUUCCGCCUCCACAUCACGGCGCUGAGCGUCAUUGCGCCGCACGCGCGCUAUAAGGUGUGGGUCAAGCAGAAUGGCGAGAUGCCCUUCUUGUAUGGCGGCAAUGUACUCAAGGCGCAUGUGGGGCGGUGGAGCGAGGAUUGCCCGGAGCAUCAGGGUGUCGUGGUGUUGAGUAUGAAUGAUACGCCUUUGGGAUUCGGUGUGAGUGCGAGGUCGACGGCUGAUGCGAGGAAGUUGGAUCCGACGGGUAUUGUUACGUUUAGACAGGCGGAUAUCGGGGAGUACCUGCGAGAAGAAGAUUCGCUGUUUACGACUUGA